AUGGACGCCCAAAGAUUUCUAUUUCUCAUCGCCAUCAUCACUUUGUGCGCCUCGUUUGUGCAUCUACUUGAUACCCAAAAUAAAAACCGCAAUACUGAUACUGUGUCUAAAUUUAAAAAAAGGCUUGUGCGCAAAAUAAAGAAUUUCCUAUCUGACAACGACCUAAAAGAGCAAGUCACCAGAAUCAAAAAAAACUUGAAUAAAAUAACACAAAAAGACCUCUUAAACAUCGAAAAAAUGUUGAUCAAAACUCUUGAAUCCCAAGAUAAAAUUAUGAGCAGCGUUGAAAAGUUAACCCAGCUUAAAGGCCUCAAAUUAUGUCCCAAGUUUUUGAAAACUUUUGAAGCCAAAAAAAAUCUAGCCAAAAACCGUCAAACCGAGGGGAUAAAUUUCCCAAACACAAUAAAAUCAUAUUUGCAAGCCAAAGAAAUUAUUUCUUCAUACCUUCAAGAUAAAAUGGACUCGAUUGAGUUGGUUGAAAAACAGUUAAAAAAAAUUGGUAAAAAUUUAUCUUCAAUCCAAACCUUGGAGCCCGACGACCAAAAUUCAAGUACAGCCACAGGUUCGAAGCUAGAUAGCUCAAAUGUUCAAAAGAAUUCUUUAUGUCUUCUCCCCAAUAUAGCUUUAUCUGACUCUUCGGAUACAUCUGACCUUGAAUUUACAUGUAGCUCUGAAUUUUCCUGUUCAGAUACAGAUAGCUCUGAAGUUUACCUUUCCUUUGACGACUGUUAG
Mitosporidium daphniae is the source of this 732-nucleotide messenger RNA. RefSeq lists its product as uncharacterized. The transcript has a single exon. NCBI's taxonomy places the organism in Eukaryota, Fungi, Microsporidia. The record is from RefSeq and is a predicted model, not a curated record. The coding region runs from base 1 to 732 and encodes 243 amino acids.